AUAUUACGUUAGAAGAUGUACCUGGGAGAAAUGUAUAAAAGAUUUUGCUCCAAUCGUUUCGGCAUCAGUCGCUCAUCAGCUACGAAACCAAAUCAAUUAACCAUGAAAUUGAUCAUUGUCGCCCUUGCCUUCGUGGCCGUCGCCACCGCCGCCGUUGUUCCCGUAGCAAACGAACCAACAAAGAUUCUUCGCAGUGAAUACGAACAUAAGUCCGACGGUGGAUACAUCUUCAACUACGAAAGUGAAGAUGGCUCCUCCCGUUCCGAGGUCGGUGAACCGAAGGAGGUUCUUGACGAGGAAAACAAACCACACCAAGUCGUCGUCGUCCGUGGUUCCUUCUCCUACGUUGACUCAGAGGGCAAGACAGAGACCAUCAACUACUACGCUGAUGAGUCCGGAUUCCACGCUGAGGGAGACUCCGUCCCUAAACCAGUAUCGAGGAAGUAAGCUGACUGAGAAAUCUGCGGUCAUAACCUGCCUACUGCCAUAUUUUGUACAUUUUUACUGUUGAUUUACAUUUGAAUAGGAAUUAUACGUUGAAUUCUCUAAA
This is a messenger RNA of Pieris brassicae (large cabbage white), 550 nucleotides long. RefSeq names its product larval cuticle protein 1-like (gene CPR46). Lineage: Eukaryota; Metazoa; Arthropoda; Insecta; Lepidoptera; Pieridae. The transcript is spliced from 3 exons. Gene Ontology annotation, cellular component: chitin-based extracellular matrix. The record is from RefSeq and is a predicted model, not a curated record. Gene Ontology annotation, molecular function: structural constituent of chitin-based larval cuticle. The coding region runs from base 16 to 447 and encodes 143 amino acids.